Messenger RNA from Ahaetulla prasina, 4306 nucleotides. RefSeq names its product discs large MAGUK scaffold protein 2 (gene DLG2). Gene Ontology annotation, molecular function: kinase binding. The transcript has 29 exons. Gene Ontology annotation, cellular component: neuromuscular junction; neuron projection; postsynaptic density membrane. Gene Ontology annotation, biological process: chemical synaptic transmission. The record is from RefSeq and is a predicted model, not a curated record. Lineage: Eukaryota; Metazoa; Chordata; Lepidosauria; Squamata; Colubridae. Bases 1126 to 4209 code for a protein of 1027 amino acids.
CCCACCUGCUUGUCCUGCCGUGCUGAGGCGCUUUAAUAUCAGCCGGGCCGGAGUGUCAGCCGCGCUUCUCUUGAAGCGAAGCUAUGCGAUGGCGGCGGCCGCGGCGGGGGUGAGGUUGGCGGCGGCAUUGGCAUUAUGGCCGUGGUUUCCACGCAGAGGGAGCUGAGCCGGAGCGAGCAAGGCCGGCUGAAACGGAGGACGGAGCGGCUUUAAAUUUCCACCCCUCCCCGAGCACGGAGCCAGCCCCUGCGACGAAGGCUCAUCCGCCAGCGCGGUACUCCUGAGCUAAGCGCGAAAUGACCGGAAGUCAGUCACCCCGACUCCGUUGUUUGCUUCACCAGCCUGCCCUGUGAACAGCACUGUCGCUUUAAUAAUCCCAUGUCAAGGGAUUGCUUUCAAUCCUCUUGGGUGUAAUACAAGAGGAUCAGAGGGAUGUUACAGACCAGAAGGCUGGGCGGAGAGUCUACAAAUGAAAGUGACCGGCUGUGCUGGUAACCAACUGAAACUUCGGAGCUUAGUUUGCAGCAUUCAGAAGACCAGGAUGUCUGUCUAAUGGGCAAAAAGAAAUCCUCGUGACCGCAUCAGGAAGAAAGAAAGAAAAAAAAUUCUCUUUGAAUUGCCUCCAGGUUCCUUAGAAUUUUAUUUGGAUUAUUUAAGACGGGGUCGGGUGGUUUUGGACUGUGGAAUACUGAGAUUGCCAAGUUUUUGGACUGUGUGCCUUAAUUGCAUUUUUUUUGGGGGGGGGACGUUCACUCAACUUCUGAAUACAAUACACAAACGAUCCUUCGUGGUUGGAAGAGGGAUUCUUAGACACUUUUGUAAACAAACGGAUGUGUGUUUUCUCCGAUAUAUUUUUAUAGCUUGGGAAAUACUUUGCAGAUUUUUGACAACUGCUUGUGGCAGAAAUUCUCUUCAAACUCCCCUCCCUGCCUUGCUCUUUUCCUGGUCCUGUUGGAAGUUUUUAACUUGAGGAAUUACGAGCAUCCUUGGGGGAAAAUGAAGAAAUAAGAGUUUUUAAGCUGAACCGUUUUGAGUGGGACGGCAGACUUCUGACUUCCUAAGAUAACCUCGGAAAGACUCUACAGUAAAUAAUAUUUUCAUCCAGUGCCAGAAGUCACAGCAAGAAUGCCAGUGAAGAAGAAAGACACUGAUCGAGCUUUAGCACUUCUGGAAGAUUAUUGUAAGAAGCUAAAAAAGCCAGAGGAGAAACAAUUGAAAAAAGCCAUUAAGAAAGUGAUGGGCAUCUUUAAAAGCAGUUUGUUCCAGGCCUUACUAGACAUUCAAGAAUUCUAUGAACUGACCCUACUGAACUCUCAGAAAAGUUGCCAGCAAAAGAUAGAAGAAGCCAAUCAGGUUGCAGAAAAGUGGGAAAAGACACCGUCUCUAGGAACGGAUAAUGAAAACCAGCCCAAAACAUCAGAGAUGGGAGUUUCAGAUGGGUCUGACAGAUCAGAGGUCUGUGAACGUGAGGCGAAAGGAAAACCGGUUCCCGAUCACUGUUCCACAGAGAAUGUUGCAAAGCAGAGUCACACAAGAUGUCCUGCCCACAAAUGUUCCGUCGAAUCGCCUGGAUGGCUGCCUAUUCAACAUUCUAAGUAUCAUUAUCAAGAUGAGGAUGCACCACAUGACCAUACUUUACCUCGUUUAACGCAUGAAGUGAGAGGUCCAGAAUUAGUCCACAUUUCUGAAAAGAACUUAUCGCAGAUAGAAAAUGUCCAUGGAUAUGUCCUACAGUCGCACAUCUCACCUCUGAAGGCCAGCCCUGCUCCUAUUAUUGUCAAUACAGAUACAUUGGACACCAUCCCUUAUGUCAACGGCACAGAGAUUGAAUAUGAAUUUGAAGAAAUUACAUUGGAAAGGGGCAAUUCUGGCCUGGGGUUCAGUAUUGCUGGAGGAACAGAUAAUCCACAUAUUGGGGACGAUCCCGGAAUAUUUAUUACUAAGAUAAUACCUGGAGGAGCUGCCGCAGAGGAUGGAAGACUCAGAGUCAACGAUUGCAUUUUGCGGGUGAAUGAGGUUGAUGUAUCUGAAGUGUCACAUAGCAAAGCUGUUGAGGCACUGAAGGAAGCCGGCUCUAUCGUACGACUCUAUGUCCGUCGGAGGAGACCUAUUCUGGAGACUGUGGUGGAAAUUAAACUGUUCAAAGGACCCAAAGGUCUGGGAUUCAGCAUUGCCGGAGGCGUAGGAAACCAGCACAUCCCUGGAGACAACAGCAUCUACGUCACCAAAAUUAUUGAUGGUGGCGCAGCCCAAAAGGACGGACGGUUGCAAGUCGGAGACAGGCUUCUUAUGGUAAACAAUUACAGUUUAGAAGAAGUAACGCACGAAGAAGCAGUAGCAAUAUUGAAGAAUACAUCGGAUGUAGUCUAUUUAAAAGUGGGGAAGCCAACCACCAUCUAUAUGACCGACCCUUAUGGCCCUCCAGAUAUUACUCAUCCUUAUUCCCCGCCAAUGGAAAACCACAUCCUGUCUUCAGGCAACAACGGCACUUUAGAAUACAAGACCUCGUUGGCCCCCAUCUCGCCUGGAAGAUACUCACCUCUCCCAAAGCACAUGCUAGUGGAAGAUGACUACCCCAGGCCUCCUGAACCCGUUUACAGCACUGUGAACAAAUUCUGUGAUAAGCCACCUUCUCCUAGGCAUUAUUCCCCUGUCGAGUGUGACCAAAGCUUCCUCCUUUCAGCUCCCUACCCCCACUACCACAUAGGCCUGCUCCCUGACUCUGAAAUCAUCAGUCAUUCCAGGCAUAGUUCUGUAACCCAGCUUCCCACCGUGAAUAUCCAGAGGACCAUGUCAAUAGAAGGGGAGCCUCGGAAGGUUGUCUUACACAAGGGCUCGACGGGGCUUGGUUUUAACAUUGUAGGAGGAGAAGACAGGGAAGGCAUCUUUGUCUCCUUCAUCCUAGCAGGUGGGCCGGCUGACCUCAGUGGGGAACUGCAGCGGGGAGACCAGAUUUUGUCUGUCAACGGGAUUGAUCUUCGUGGUGCUACACAUGAACAAGCGGCCGCAGCCCUGAAAGGAGCAGGCCAGGUGGUGACCAUUAUAGCACAAUACCAGCCUGAAGAGUACGCUCGAUUUGAGGCUAAAAUCCAUGAUCUGCGCGAACAGAUGAUGAAUCACAGCAUGAGUUCCGGCUCCGGCUCCCUGCGAACCAAUCAAAAGCGUUCUCUCUAUGUCAGAGCCAUGUUUGACUAUGACAAAAGCAAGGACAGUGGCCUCCCCAGCCAAGGACUCAGCUUCAAGUAUGGAGAUAUUCUCCACGUUAUCAACGCCUCCGAUGACGAGUGGUGGCAAGCAAGGAGGGUCCUGCUGGAAGGCGACAGUGAAGAGAUGGGAGUUAUACCUAGCAAAAGAAGGGUGGAAAGGAAAGAGAAAGCACGUUUAAAAACAGUGAAAUUUAAUUCCAAGCCUGGUGUGAUCGAUGCCAAAGGGUCAUUCAAUGACAAGCGUAAAAAGAACUUCAUCUUUUCGCGAAAAUUCCCAUUCUACAAGAGCAAGGAGAUGUGCGAGCAGGACACCAGUGACCCGGAACAACAUCUCUCUUCUAAUGCCAGCGAUAGCGAAAGUAGCUACAGAGGCCAGGAGGACUGCAUUCUCUCCUACGAACCUGUUACACGGCAGGAAAUUAAUUACACCAGGCCGGUUAUUAUCCUUGGCCCAAUGAAAGAUCGGAUAAAUGAUGAUUUGAUAUCCGAGUUCCCUGACAAAUUUGGCUCCUGCGUCCCACAUACCACUCGACCGAAGCGCGAUUAUGAAGUGGACGGUAGAGAUUACCACUUCGUCAUCUCCAGAGAACAAAUGGAAAAGGACAUUCAAGAGCACAAAUUCAUCGAAGCUGGCCAGUAUAACGAUAAUCUGUAUGGAACAAGCGUGCAGUCCGUGCGAUUUGUAGCCGAAAGGGGCAAGCACUGUAUCCUGGAUGUAUCAGGAAAUGCAAUUAAACGACUUCAAGUUGCACAACUGUACCCUAUUGCCAUCUUCAUUAAGCCUAGAUCGUGGGAGCCUUUGAUGGAAAUGAAUAAACGUCUCACGGAGGAACAGGCCAAGAAAACGUAUGACCGCGCCAUGAAAUUAGAACAAGAAUUUGGAGAAUAUUUUACAGCGAUUGUCCAAGGAGAUACCUUAGAAGAUAUAUAUAACCAAACCAAACUCGUGAUCGAAGAACAAUCGGAUUCCUUCAUCUGGAUUCCUUCCAAGGAAAAACUAUAAAGUUGCCGACCCACCUCCGAUCGCAACGGAGAAGUAUUUAGAAGAAAAUUUAAUCCUAACUUAUUUGGAAGCUUCGGGGAGGGCUGGGGGGGAGGGG